UGGGGUGUCGUGUCCGGUUCAGUCCAAGAGAUACUCUCUUCCAACUGUCGUAUAUCUCUGUUGUCUCUUUUUGUGCCUCCGCGUGCGCGGAAGAUGAGCUCAAGAGGGACCAAGUAAAAAACGAGUCUCAGAAAUUCCAAUACACAAUUAUUACUGUGGCAGAAGAUUGUGAUGAAGCCUUCGUGGGAAACAGGUUUCUUCCAUUCUAUUAUUACUCUUCUUCAUUCACCUGGACCCGAACAUCUCAGCAACAUUCUACAGAACAGACGAUUCAGUUGAUAUUUCGGGAGUCACAAGGAAGGAUGACAAGGUCUUGUUAGAGUCAUUUUCCUCUAAAGAUCGCCAAUACCCCCAACGAGUUUGUGAUCAAGUUUUAGUGCAACUCGGGCGGUGAAUUUUUAUUAGCGCUUGUUAGUGAUUUUUGGACUCCAGCAAGGCUGUGCUGGAAGAGAAUCUUGUGUGAGAUCAUUCAGUGUUCUGUGAUCUGCGAAAAAUGGUUGAAGUGGCAUUUUAUCAGAAAUUCAAGAAGAUACUGUUCUUCUGGAAGUACAUCACAGUGGAACCAUUGCUAGUAUGUUGGCUCCUACCCGGUUUCUUUCUCAUAGCUGCCAUGGAGAAUCUCGAGUUAGAAAAAACCUGCAGGGUUAACUUGGGCCUAGAAGAUAUCGUCUGCACAAAUAUGAUCAACAGAACCAUCCACAAUAUCGAUUGUACAGAUAUCACAGCACCGGAAGUGAAAGUGAUGAAUAUGACACAAGAUGGAAAUACGACCAGAGCAGAAGUUGUGCUAGUUAAUGAAGAUGGAGUGGUCAAUCUGGAUGUUCUCAAAGAAAGAGUUUGCUUAGCAGAAACUGAAAGUCAGAAGGUCGUUGCUCUGAUCAAGGGAUAUCGGGCACCAAUUGCUGCAAUAUUUCCCCUGAUUAUAGUCCUCUUUGCUGGAGGAUGGAGUGACAAAAAGAGACUGAGGAAACCUUGUCUACUUCUGCCUAUCAUUGGAGAAUUCCUCGGAUGUCUAGCACUCUUUAUUGCUGCGAUUUUCAUGCUUCAGCUCCCGAUGGAGUUUGCUGGAAUCUUAGAGAAACUCUUCCCAGCUAUGUGUGGAGGUUUUACAUUAAUGUUAAUGGGAGUCUAUAGCUAUAUGGCGGAUAUAACACCAGAAGAAGACAGAACUUUCAGGUUUGGCGUUCUAGCCGUCUCCAUCAGCAUCAUUCCAAUAGCUGCAGUUCCUUGGAGUGGCUAUCUGUUCGAGAAACUCGGAUACGUUUAUCUCUUCACUUUAUGCUUAGUGAUUUAUGUCAUUGGCAUCCUCUAUACGAUAUUCUUCAUAAAGGAGGUCCCAGCGUCGCGCCAGGAGGAGAAAAGCGACACAAAUGGAGUAAAUUUGGAAAAUGGCCGGGAGAUUUCAACGCCUGCGAAGAAGAAGAACGCGUUUUUAGAAUUCUUUGAUCCAACUCUUCUCAAGGACUGUAUCAAGGUUUUGACGAUAAAACGAGAAGGGAAUAAGCAGCUAUUGAUCUGUCUCCUGAUUGCUGUCUAUUUCAUCUUCUUGGGCCCUCCUCUGGGUGAAGCAGACUUUAUCUACCCCUUCACCAGGAAAAGAUUUAACUGGCAAGCAAACGAAUAUGUCCUCUUCCUCACAUACAGCACCUUCAUCGCUCUCGUUGGAACAGUGAUUAUGGUCAGUGUUGUAAGCAAAUUCCUCAAGUGCUCAGACGCUCUGAUUGGAGUCAUUUCCACAGCUGGAACAGUAAUCUCCAAGCCCAUACUCGCCUUUGGAGCUACUGCAACUAUGUACUACGUAGGAACCGUCGUUGAUCUCUUCUUGGGCGUCCGAGCAAUUGCCCUAAAGAGUAUCAUCUCGACCUUUGUAGAACCCAAUGAAAUUGGAAGGGUUUACUCAAUUCUGGGCAUCAUGGAAUCUCUAGUUCAGUUUAUUUUCCCAGCCAUGUACAGUGCAGUAUACAUAAAUACUCUGGAAACUUUUGUUGGGGCCAUGUAUCUCUUUGGGGAAAUAUUUAUAAUUCCCGCUCUGCUCAUCUUCAUCUACCUCUACAUUCAGCACAAGAGAAAUCCCAAAACGAGCGAUCAAAAUCCUCAGGAAGAGAAAAAUGAUGACCAGAAAACUAAUGGGGUGGCUCUUGAAGAGGAAUCAACGUACAUGUGAGCUUUAAAUCGCACACUUUAUAUAUUUUUUCAAUAAAGAAUACUCAACUUGUCUGUUAAAAUUUA
This is a messenger RNA of Phlebotomus papatasi, 2229 nucleotides long. RefSeq names its product proton-coupled folate transporter. Bases 494 to 2164 code for a protein of 556 amino acids. The transcript has 4 exons. Lineage: Eukaryota; Metazoa; Arthropoda; Insecta; Diptera; Psychodidae. Gene Ontology annotation, molecular function: transmembrane transporter activity. Gene Ontology annotation, cellular component: membrane. The record is from RefSeq and is a predicted model, not a curated record. Gene Ontology annotation, biological process: transmembrane transport.